Messenger RNA from Turnera subulata, 483 nucleotides. Lineage: Eukaryota; Viridiplantae; Streptophyta; Magnoliopsida; Malpighiales; Passifloraceae. The record is from the annotation of a GenBank genome assembly.
AUGCAGUCACUACAGGAGAAGGCCUCCCAGUGGAGCGGAGUCCAAACAGCCGACGCCUUUGCCAUCGACGACACCAAUCUUUUCCAAAAACUCGGCCUCCCCACUUUCAUCAACCUCUCCACCAAUUUCUACACCAGGGUGUACGAUGACGAAGAGGAGUGGUUCCGUUCCAUAUUUGCCAACUCCAAGAAAGAGGAGGCCAUCCAAAACCAAUACGAGUUCUUCGUCCAGAGGAUGGGUGGCCCUCCUCUCUACUCUCAGCGGAAAGGGCAUCCUGCGUUAAUUGGACGGCACAGGCCGUUUCCGGUUACCCAUCAGGCGGCAGAGAGGUGGUUACUCCAUAUGAAGGAGGCGUUGGACACCACCCCGGAUAUCGAUGACGACUCAAGAAUCAAAAUGAUGAAUUUUUUCAGGCAUACUGCGUUUUUUCUUGUGGCUGGGGAUGAGUUGAAGAAUCAAAACCAACGACAUGGUGCGCAGUGA